AUGUCUGAAACAACAUCGAAAGUAAAGUCAUGGAUCCACACCAAAGCCGGAUAUCCCCAGACUCUUACUCUUUCAACUACAGAUGUACCAGUAGCACCUGCGCCGUCAGCCUUACUGAUUCAAGUCCAUGCAGCUGCAUUGAACCCGGUCGACAUCCAGCUGAUGAACUUUCCAUUGAAUUCCCUACCAUAUCUGGAUGGACCUAAGAUCCCUGCAAGAGAUUUCUCGGGGACGGUUUUAGCUGCUGGACCGGAGACUGAAUUCGAAAAAGGAGACGAAAUUUACGGUGUUUCUUUGUCAAUGAAUGGCACUGGCUCGCUCACGGAGGUAGCUCACAUCGACACCAAAGGCGCAUGCAUCGUUAAGAAACCCAAACACUUCUCAUGGCAACAAGCGGCAAGCUUACCACUGGUUUACCUGACAGCCCGGAUGUCCAUCGAGAAAUGCAAGCCGUUCCUGAAGGCGUCGACCCCAUCAGAAAACAGACUUGUAGUCCUAGGCGGCUCCUCUGCCACUGGAAUCUACACUGUUCAGAUCGCCAAAUCACUUGGCUGGACAGUGCUCUCUAGUUGCAGUGGUCGGAAUAUGGACUUUGUCAAAAGUGUCGGCGCUACAGAGACGGUUGAUUACACCGCUUCACCGAAUGCUGUGGUGGAGGCCGUUAAGCAAUUCUCCCCGGGCGCGAUAAUCGACUGUGUUGGUGGGACAGAGACGGUUGGGCUGGCGCCUCAAUACGUCACUAUAGUCGGAGAUAAAACUUCUCGGUCUUCGUUGGGCGGUAGUGCACUUUACCUCACCCAUCCGAGGAUGGUCCUGCGAUGGCUACUGGGUUAUCUGGGUGUUGUCAACUCUUAUGAGUGCAUCACAUUGGAUCCAAGGAAGGAGUGGCUAGAUGAGACAACCAAGCUGGAUCCUGAAAAGAAUAUCUUCAUUGACAGUAUAUUUGACUUUAGCCGAGCCAAGGAAGCUUUUGAACGAUUGAAUACCGGGCGAGCAAGGGGAAAGGUUGUGGUGAGUAUUAAGAGUUGA
This is a messenger RNA of Exophiala aquamarina CBS 119918, 1029 nucleotides long. RefSeq lists its product as uncharacterized. The transcript has a single exon. NCBI's taxonomy places the organism in Eukaryota, Fungi, Ascomycota, Eurotiomycetes, Chaetothyriales, Herpotrichiellaceae. The record is from RefSeq and is a predicted model, not a curated record. Gene Ontology annotation, molecular function: oxidoreductase activity. The coding region runs from base 1 to 1029 and encodes 342 amino acids.